Molecule: messenger RNA, 2475 nt
Organism: Andrographis paniculata
Lineage: Eukaryota; Viridiplantae; Streptophyta; Magnoliopsida; Lamiales; Acanthaceae
Product: ABC transporter F family member 3
Exons: 18
Coding region: 122-2263 (713 amino acids)
Molecular function (GO): ATP binding; ATP hydrolysis activity
Source: RefSeq, a predicted model, not a curated record
ACAGGUUUUAUGAUUUUAUCUCCCUCGCCGCCUUUUCAUAUUUCUUGCUCCACGCGAAGCCAUCACCAUUCACCACACGAAGCAUACUCGAUCCCUGAAACUGAUUGAUUCCGCCGUUGAGAUGGCGGAAGUGGCAAGCGCGGUGGUGCACGAUGUUUUAGGGAGGCGACUGGAUGAGUUAGACCUUCCAAUUGUAGACUAUAUCAUCAACGUCCUCGCCGACGAGGAUUUCGAUUUCGGUCACGACGGGGAAGGUGUAUUCGAAGCCCUUGGGGAGCUUCUCGUGGACUCUGGAUGCGUAGAGGACGACUCUGAAUGCCGAUCGGUAUGUGUUAAACUCUCAGAUAAAUUUGGGAAACAUGGAUUGGUAAAAGAAAAACCUGCAGUGAGAAGCCUAUUGGCACCAGUGAGAAUGUUUGACGGAAUGGAUGAGGAAGUAGCCCCUAAGAAGAAACCAGAACCAGUGGAUGGGCCUCUACUCACUGAGCGGGAUAAGAUGAAGAUUGAAAGGAAGAAGAGGAAGGAUGAACGCAAUAGAGAGGCACAAUACCAAAUGCACCUAAAGGAAAUGGAAGCAGUUAGAGCUGGGAUUCCUGAUGCUGUUGUAACCCAUGAGAACAGUGACAGUGCAGCUGUGAGAGAUAUCCACAUGGAAAACUUCAAUAUUUCUGUUGGGGGGCGUGACCUUAUUGUGGAUGGUUGUGUUACACUAUCUUUCGGAAGGCACUAUGGUCUUGUUGGGAGGAAUGGUACUGGUAAAACUACCUUCCUCAGGUACAUGGCCAUGCACGCUAUUGAUGGUAUUCCCAAGAAUUGUCAGAUAUUACAUGUAGAACAAGAAGUAGUUGGUGAUGAUACAUCUGCCUUGCAAUGUGUGCUUAAUUCUGAUGUGGAAAGAAUUCGACUUUUAGAGGAAGAAUCCUCUUUGCUUGCGAUGCAGAACCCGGAUAAAGAUACUGGAAAGACCAAAAGUGAGCAAAAUGGUGGAGUUGACAAGGAUUCAGUUGCACAGAGGCUUGAAGAGAUAUAUAAGAGGCUUGAGUUCAUUGAUGCUUACUCGGCUGAGGCACGCGCAGCUUCCAUUCUUGCGGGUCUUAGCUUUUCUCCAGAAAUGCAAAAGAGGCCGACUAAAGCUUUUUCUGGAGGAUGGAGAAUGAGAAUUGCACUUGCUCGGGCCCUGUUUAUUGAGCCUGAUCUUUUACUUCUUGAUGAACCUACGAAUCAUCUUGAUCUCCAUGCUGUCCUGUGGCUUGAAUCUUACCUGGUGAAAUGGCCGAAGACAUUUAUUGUUGUGUCACAUGCUAGGGAAUUUUUGAACACUGUAGUCACAGACAUUCUCCAUCUUCAAGGGAAACAAUUGCACACAUAUCGAGGAAACUAUGACACAUUCGAGAGGACAAGGGAAGAGCAAAUGAAAAACAAACAAAAGGCUAUAGAGGCACACGAACGUGCUAGAUCACACAUGCAGUCAUUCAUUGACAAGUUCCGAUAUAAUGCAAAGCGUGCAUCUCUUGUUCAAUCAAGAAUAAAGGCACUGGAACGGUUGGGUCAUGUAGAUGAAAUUAUCAAUGAUCCUGACUACAAAUUUGAAUUUCCAUCUCCUGAUGAUAGACCCGGCCCGCCAAUCAUAAGCUUCAGUGAUGCAUCUUUUGGAUAUCCUGGGGGCCCAAUAUUGUUUAAGAAUCUGAAUUUCGGAAUUGAUCUUGAUAGCCGAGUAUCAAUGGUUGGCCCAAAUGGUAUUGGAAAGUCAACCAUACUCAAGCUUAUUUCUGGGGAGCUUCAACCAACCUCCGGGACAGUAUUCCGUUCGGCAAAGGUUCGCAUUGCUGUAUUUAAUCAGCACCAUGUUGAUGGCCUAGACCUCUCUUCGAAUCCACUUCUUUACAUGAUGCGCUGCUUCCCAGGAGUGCCGGAACAGAAGCUAAGGAGUCAUUUAGGUUCAUUUGGAAUAACUGGGAACCUUGCCCUACAGCCAAUGUAUACAUUAUCAGGUGGUCAAAAAAGCAGGGUUGCAUUUGCCAAGAUAACUUUCAAAAAGCCUCAUAUUUUACUUCUUGAUGAGCCAUCGAAUCAUCUUGAUCUGGACGCCGUGGAGGCAUUGAUCCAAGGUCUGGUGUUGUUCCAAGGAGGAGUUCUGAUGGUGAGUCACGACGAACAUUUGAUAUCGGGAAGUGUGGAUCAACUAUGGGUUGUCUCAGAAGGCAGGGUGAAUCCCUUCAACGGAACAUUCAUGGAUUAUAAGAAGAUUCUACAAUCAUCAUAAAAUAAAUACAUACAUAUUCCCCUAGUGUGUUGAAAUAUAUAUAAGAGUAUUAUUGUUCAAUUCGGUGGUUGUGUUUUGUUAGUUAGUUUCUGCCCUUUUUGUAGGGUUGGGCACUUGUGGUUGCUGCUGCAAAUUAUGACAUCUUCUAAACUUCUCUCAUCUUAUGGAUUUUUAUAUUUGAAUGAAUAGUUAGUUAAUUGAUUUCAAAGAAA